AUGUUGCGUGCGCCGGCAGCCGAAUCGAAUAAAGAUGUGAUUUUGGAGGUGUUGAGACGUUUUGCGACUCCAGGAAAGAAAGUAAGCGCUUCAUCUUGAAAAAUAGACGUUUUCUAUGAUUCCGUUUAUUGCAGGUCUUCGAAGUCGCCUCAGGAACCGGUCAACACGUCGUCUAUUUCGCUCAGGCCAUCCCGGAGGCCAUUUUUCAACCGACAGAAGUGGAUGGUCGCUCCUUACACAGCAUUGUGGCCCAUGUAGAUCAAUAUCGAGUCAGUAUUUAUUUUCAAAAUUGGCAAAGUUGUGUUCCAUGUAGUUUACCUGAACUUCGCAAGCAGUUACGGGCACAAAGUUCGUCCUUCAGACUGAAUACAAGCGGAUUCCUUCUUUUGCUUGAAUUACAAAAAUGCUCGGUUUUCUGCAUUUCAAGGCGGUAAUCACUGCAAGAAGACCAUUCGCUGACCUUACUCGCUCGCUGAAGGACGGACUAAGAUUUUCCCAUUUCAAUCACUCUCCAAAUUGACAAACGCAUAUCAGUUCCGAUUACUACUUAGUGUCAAUCUUUGUCUUGCCUUGUACACUUCCUGCGACAUUCAAUGCUCUUCGAUCUAUAACAGUGUUGAGCGGAAUUCCGUCUGCCGUCUUCCGUCUUCCGUGAGAAAAAUUUUCUUCCGUCUUCCGUUUUCCGUAUUCCGUAAAAAAAUUUCUUCCGUCUGCCGUCUGCCGUCUUCCGGAUUUCAAAAUUCCAUUUCCGCUCAACUCUGAUCUAUAACCGUUACAAGACAAAGAAUCGUCUAAAUAUGGUUUGCUUCUAUGCCCUUUUCCCUCUUCCCACGCGGUGGAACCUUACCGAAACGGACAAACAACUUUGGUUUUUUGACCAAAACUAUAAUCAUCGCUUUCGAAAAUGUUAUUUAGCACUCAAAAUGACUUUUUCUGAUUGGAAAUCUUGGUUUGGAUGUUUGAACUUGAACUGUUUCAGCUUGACAAUGUGCGCAUCCCUUUGUAUAUUGACGUGGCAAAGAAGUUCGAUCAAUGGGCACUGCCGGCAGAUUUCGGACCGAACAUGGUGAGGAGGAUGAAUGAAAAUGGAGCUGGAAUGAUUUCUUAUAGGUUGACAUUGUACUCAACAUCAAUAUGCUCCAUAUUUGUUCCACAGCGGCUGUCGAAGGACUGUUUGAAGUAAAUUUUUGCCAGUUUCCUGAAGUGUAAACUGAAACGAAGUGGAACCCGUUGCUUCGAUUAGAAGAUGUCGCGUUCCGAAGGAUUCACACCGCUAAAUUCCCUCCUAUAUAUGUAUUUUAAUGAGGGUUAGCUCGUCGUUUGAUUGCGCCCCUCGCUUUUUUGCUUUGUCGGCUUUUGCUGUGUGCCUCAGCUCCCGCGUGUCUUCUCCGCUGCUCUCAAAAAUGCAGCCGCCCCAAAAUUUCAGGCGCUCCGACAGCUAACCGCCCGUCUGAAAGUGUUUGUGAGCGCGAAUGUUUGAGCGGUGAGCAGUGUCCUCCGCCCAGUGAGCGAGAGGACGCCCGUCCGUCGUAUUUUUCAGCUGCACCGGUUCGAGAGUAACGGCAGAUGACGGAAAGCGAGUGUAAUGACCGAAAAGACCGACGGCCGCCGAUCACGCCUCUAGAACACAUACUUAUGUACAUGCACGCCGUCAGAAGACAAAUAGGAAGCGGGAUACGGAAGGAGAAGGAAAUCAUUAUCAAAGAUUAUUUGAGAGCGUGAACAGAAUCAGGAAUCUUGAUUGAAAGAUAUUAUCGGGAGUAUGGAGAUCCGGCCCGUCGGCCCGAUCGGCCUGGUCUUGAGAAAAAAUUUUUUUGCGAUUUUGUGCUUCCCUCGGGAUUUGACAGUUUUGAGGUCAGAAAACCACCAUCAUCAGUCAUAGGUAACAUAACGAUGUGACCUUGGGAAGGAAAUGUUUGGGUCUGAUUGGAAAAUUGUAAGAAGUCCAAAGUCCAAGCCCGGGCUAGCCAAUUGCCCAGCCAGGUACUGGGUUUGAAUUAAAAAAAAGAUUACAUCUCGGACCUAACAGUAAUUCUUCACACCAUCAGCAAUUAUCGAUUUUCAGUCGGCCGAUCAACUUCUUCACGAGACAAGCGGAGUGCUCAUAACCUAUGGCCGGUACAGCGAAGACGGCUUCAUCAGUCCCCAAUCUAACGUGGCUUUUCACGCGAUGCUCAGAAAUCAAGACGCCGAGCACGGGCUGAAAGAUAUCAAGUACUUGGAAAGGGUGAGUCGUUCUGCUUGGAUGGUUCCAGUGAAAUCAUGGCCGUGAUGUUGAUUUGUGAGCGAAAAAAGUUUAGAGACGACUGACUUCUGGAAAAGAAAACAUCUGCCCCCGUCUUCCACGACGGCUCUGUUUCUAUGAGUUGUAAGCUCAAGUCAGUCAGUCAGUCAUUCUUCUCGAAUUUUCGCUCCUUUCUUCUACAUUUUCCGACUACUCUUUUGAAAAGUGAAUUUUUUUCGUUCAUCCUAUCUCUGUAGAGUUGUGUCAUCUUUUCAUGCCCUAAUUUUGUGUACUUGCACAGUUUCCAAUGAUAGGAGUGCCAAAAAACCAAAUCAGCAACUCUAAUUAUGUCUGCUCCGUCAGCGUCAGGUCUCCUCGAAGGUAUCAAUUAUUAUUUUUCAGCUUGCAAUCCGUCAUAAACUCCGCCUUGCCGAGAAGAUUCCAGUACCACAGAAUAACUUCAUUCUUAUUUUUUCUCGCUGAAAAAAACUAGUUAUCAUUCACAGAGUACUCAUCAGUUCCCCAUAAUGCGCUGAAAAUAACCUUUCCCAUCAUACUUCCUCCCAAUUCUUUACGCUUUUUCUUGCCCCGUGCUAUUGUAGCUUUGUGACCAACCGUUUUCUGUGAUAGGGCUCCUCUCCUGUACUGUAUAACUUUGUUUUUUGAUAAGUGAACGCAUCUGAUUUCAGUCGAAAAUGAGUUCAUAUUGUGGAGAAGACGAGCAAUUGAUGAAUAGGUGGCAGUACGAGACGAUCAUGAUUGUCUUCUCCAUCGCGUGCACCUCAGGAGUGAUCAUAUCAUCAUUUGCUCUGCGCAACAUUCUGCACAGAUAUUGGCACACGAACAUCAAGGUACAUACGUUCUUCAAGUUGAGAUCAACUUAGACUGUGGGAUCUUACGGUGUUUCCCCGGAAUGCUACUGUCUACCCGACAUGUUAGCACAAAAAUAGACACGUGGGCAGUUCACGUUUGAAUUUUAUUGAUUGAACGGCGAAGCCUCUAACACAAAUCAAAUCAAUAUAAAAAGUUAAAAAUUAGCGGGAGAGAGCGUGAGAUAGUCAGAGAGAUCAACCGAAUUAGUGUUAGUUUCGAAUGCACUGGGGGAGGCUAAAAUGUCAAAAAAACACUGGGAGGAAGUAGUGAGCAUGCUCUUUUGGUGUGUUGAACUCAGAAAAAACAUUGCAAGCCCAAAGAGCUCUUGAGUUUUUCUAAAAACGUGUGCAGGUGACUGAAACAGCAAUGAGUUCAAAGCGAUCAAGUGAGUAUUCGGUCUAAUAGCCUUGCGUGACUCAGAUAUCAUUUGAUUCAGUCAUAAUGAAAGGUUCUGAAAGUACGACGAUGAUUUGCUCGAAACGUAGUGCACUUUUCAUAAUGAACUUCAAUGGGAUCAAUUAUCAGUAAAGCCUCAUUAAAAGAAAAGAGAACACGGACGGUAGUUUUCAGUUUUUAGCUGAUAACAAAACUAACAGUUUUUUCUAAUUUUAGGGUCUGCUCAUCGCCCACUUCUCCAACUCAUUGGUUCUGGCCUCAAUCUGCACUCUCGACUUCACUGGGUACCUCCUUCGACGUCACUUCUACACAAACGCGUGCGAUGUUCUUCUCUCUACCGGCGAAUGUAUCAUCGUGAGAUUGCCUUACCUGUAUGUUUCGAUAGGCGUCUCACACAUACGUUUUAAAAUGUUUCUAGCACUUGCUAUAUAUUUAAUUCUACAAACCACGUGGCCAUCUCCAUCGAACGUCUGAUUGCCACAAAAUGGGCAACAACUUACGAGAAGUGCAAAUCAUGUCUGGCAAUUUCUUUGUUGCUCGCUCAGGUAAUUUUUUUCAGCGCGCCACCUCAAUAAUGAUCAACUUUUUAGAUCCCAUUCGUCUUUGGAGCCGUCUGCUUUAUCCUUCUCGCCGAAGACCCCACCGAACUGGUCAUUCAUUGCCUCACCCUGUCGUCCACAAAAAUCGGCGAUCGUCUAUAUCUGGUCUACUACUGCCAGAUAUUCUCUGAGGUUUUAGUUGUGAUCCUGCAGACUUGGGUAUACAUUUUGAAUAAGAGAUUCAGGUAAUAAUUUCCUUAAAAAAACCACAAGUACUUGUUUUUGUUUCAGCCAGAAAGUUGUGCCUUUGUCCGGAAAGUACACUAUGCGAGAGAGUAUGCGAGUACUUGGAUACACUCGACUCUCGACCACGUGCAACGCUUUCCUGAUUGCCACUUACUGUGUGCUGGCAUCGGUCCUCAGAAUUGUUUCGUUAUCGACGAAUAAUUACGACUACCAACUUUACACGUUUUACAUUUUUGUGAGUGAACAUUUUGUAUCCGUCUUUUUCAAACCCUUCAUUAUUACAUUUAGUUCCCUCCAUUGUGCCCAAUCACCGAAUCGGCCACCUUCCUCAUCUUCGAAUAUUUCGCGAACUUGAAGCGCGAAAAGAAGACAGUCGACACUUCUUAUCAUUCAAGUUUCUUUGUCAAUCUAGAGAUGACGUGGAACAAAAGUUUCGAGGAGGCCAGGGACAGAGAGAAGAAGACGAACGAGAAAAAAUCAAAGAAAACUGCACCGGGUUGCUUCAGCCGCACCGAAUUUUUUCGUACAUGUAGAAGAUAAUUGACACAUAAAUUGCAUUUUGAGUUUAUGCCACCUUCUCUUCUCACCUUUAACAUUCCAAUUACCUCACCAUAACCUUUUGACUGCACUCUCUUUCUUUCCCAUUCAGAUCUCAGCUCUUUAAUAAAAAUCUCUUCGUCCACCGAGUUCAAAUUCCGUUUAUGUGACUAAUAUCGUCUUCAUUCGCCUCUAAUUCAAAAAGGAGCGUGACUUGUCCUCGGCUAAAAUCAUCUCUUCAACAAAACCUAGAAUGGAACUGGAGAAAAAGAGAAUAAAAAUGGACUCCAGUUUACCACUUUUUCCGGCCUGCGAAAAACUUUUAUGGAGUGAUAUUUCUUACAUUUCUGAUAAAACUUGUCGAACCGAAAAGCCUCAGAAACUAGGAACGCAAUGGAAAGACAAAACAAGCAACUGCGGAGGGCGAUUAACUCGAUGACCAAGAUUCCCAAACCAAAUUCACAAAAAAGGGGUGGCUCAGGUAUUACGGUGUGAAGGUCACAGGAUCGAGCUGUUUUUCAAUCGCACUUACUAGGUUUCACAUCCUUUCAUCCGUGCUUGAGCCGUCUCCCAGUCGUCCGCUUAUUAUCAUUACCAUUUACAUGUGCCGCCGGAGUCAUCACGUCCUUUGGUCACAUCUGGAAACCACAGAGAUCAUUCUCACACCGAGGCAAUUUUAUUUGCAAUCGGCGGGGCUCGAACCUGCGACCUUCAGAUUUGUAAGCGGAAGCUCAUCCACUACACCACCCUGGCCACGCGGCUCAAUCACCCAUAGGGUGUAUAUAUAAUGGCGACGGACGCCGUUGGACGCUGUGGUGUCGGUGAUAUCUCGAGAACGGAUGGAGCUAUCGAGAAGCAUCCAAGAGCAAAAAUGAUCAGAAAAAUGUGCUCCGUUCAUCUAAAUACAUAUCAACAAGAUUCAGAAGUCAUUUGAGGAUUCAGAUGACACCGAAAAAUAAAAAUGACGAAAAUAUGACUUUAUGUAUAUCAAAUGAAUGAGAAAAAUACGAAGAUUCAAACUAACGUUGGCAGUUUUGAAUUUUUUUGUCCUCUGCCCUCAAAUAACCGUUGGACGCUGUGGUGUCGGUGAUAUCUCGAGAACGGUUGGAGCUAUCGAGAAGCGUCCAAUAGCAAAAAUGAUCAGAAAAAUGUGCUCCGUUCAUCUAAAUACAUAGAUACAGCCGCCCACUGGGCGUAUAUAAAUGGCGCCGGGUGCAGGGUGGCGCGGAGUGGCGCGGGGUGGCGCGGGGUGGCGCGGGGUGGCGCGCUGCUCACGCAUUGCAGACUAAAUCUUCAGAACGAUCAGUUUGAACUACAGUGCCCGCCCUUUGAAAAACUAUGAAUGAAAAGAAAGUUGGCAUCCAGAGAUUGAGUUGCAUCAAUUGACUCUCCAGAUUCAAAAAGUAGAAUUGUCAUUACGCUCUUCUUUUUUUGUAGCGGCACUAAUUAGUGGACUCGCUUCGGCGGAUUGCCAUCGGUGCAAAUCGCAUGUUGCCCUGUUUACUUUUCUUCCAUUUUGCAACGUGUUUACAAAUUGGCUCCGCCAAAACUCUAUCUAACUUAUCUAACUAAUCACUACUUAUCCUUGAUUUUCUUUGAACUCUAUUUGAAUGGAAUUCUGCAAAUUUGAGCUGUCAAACGACCAAACCUCUCAAAACGUCAAAUUUUGUUACCUCCAACAUUGGGUCUUAUACCUGCUUUGACGUCCAAUUCCUCAUACAGCUCUAAAUCUCAUCGUCUAAUUUCAAUUGUACAAAACAGGCAGAUUUCUAGAAACGGCGCUCCAACGCAAUCUACGCAAAAAUCCGGCCGAUUUCUGGAAAUAACCGUAUUUCUUCUUUCACUUCUUUCUGAUUGAUCACACGUCUACGCAUCUGUUAUUAUUCAUCUUCAAUCAUAAAUCUGCUCAGGUUGGUCGCAGUCUCGUCUAGAUUGAAUGUAUGACAAAGGUAUAUUUCCUUCUGACGUAGAAAGAAUGACAGAGAUCUGUUUUGAAGAUCGAAUUUAUUUAAACAGAAACGAGAAGAUUAGAAGCGUCUAGAAUUUACAAUUUUUCAACUCUGCUUUUGCACAAAGAUCUUCUUUAAAGGUCGAGUCUUGAUAGCUUUAAUCUGUUUAAUUACACCUAAUCCUUUGUCACGUACAUCUACGACAAAAUUUCACGGGCAUUGACUCAUUUGAACCCUUACCACACUGUUUUCGAAUAUCUCCCAUUUUUCUGCGCUUUGAAAGUUAUUUUCCUCUGUUUUUCACCUUUCAAAACACCUUGAACGUCAUCGCGUUUUAUUGCGCCAGUCGAUCGCCAUUUUCUUCAAUAUACAAUCCACAAAUUCAAUCUGUCUGUGCGUAUAUGUAUUGUUAGGUAACGUGUUUUCAACUAGUGGAUUUCCGGUGUUUUGAAAAUACAAAGCAGAUGCUGAUGAGCAUCGUGACUUUUGUGCGGAAAAUGAACAUCUUAGGAAAGUAUGAACAUAAAGUAGUCACGGACCAAAUCUGGUCGACGGAGGUUUGACCACCGGCCCCGGCGGCCCGGGUUUUAUGCAAAAGUUUCAACCCUCACACCCUAGGAAACUAGACAAAUCAUUUGGUUUAGUUUUGGGCUCAAAAACUCUUUAUGACGUGAUGAAAGGUUAUCUUUAGAAAUCCGGAUAAGUGUCUCUAUUGUGAUCAUGUACAUUCCCUUGUUUGAGCCGGCCUACAUGUGAUUCACAACGUUAUUUUUGUCUUUUCUUUCCAUUUCCGCAUGACAAGGUGAUCCUAAUGAACCUUUUCGAAAAACGAUUCUUCGAAGUCUGCUUGAUCUUUAGAAGGGUUGGUUAAUGAACUUUUCAUAGUCAUUUCUCCACACCUGGAAAUUGAAUAUCGGUAUAGAUAAGUGAACAUUGUUAUUCUCCGACCAAAAUAGUUCCUUCCUCUGUUUUUCCUUAUUGCUUGUAUCCCCUUUUCUGUUAUUUCUAACCUCACGACCGCAACUACCAAAGCGACGCUGCUCUCGCGACAGCAGCUACCAAAUAAGCGCUGCUCUCGCGACAGCAGCUACCAAAUAAGCGCUGCUCUCACGACAGCAGCUACCAAAUGGGCGCUGCUCUCACGACAGCAACUACCAAAGCGACGCUGCUCUCGCGACAGCAGCUACCAAAUAAGCGCUGCUCUCGCGACAGCAGCUACCAAAUAAGCGCUGCUCUCGCGACAGCAGCUACCAAAUGGGCGCUGCUCUCACGACAGCAACUACCAAAUCGACGCUGCUCUCGCGACAGCAGCUAUUAUAGGGGCACCGGACAGAAAGGGCGCGAUGUUCGCAAUCUGGCCGAAUUUCUAGGCCGCGAAGUAAUUUUCCACUGAAAACGUGGCCUAACUUUUCAAACUCGGCCCCGAGGUCGCUCGAUUUGCACUGCAAAAAGAGUUUCUCAACAGAGCGCCAUUUCUGUGCGUUGCCCCUAUAAUACCAAAUAAGCGCUGCCCUCACGACAGCAGCUACCAAAUGGGCGCUGCUCUCGCGACAGCAGCUAGCGAUGUCAGUUCAAAAUCAGCCAUUGUGCUAAUGUGUAAUUGCACGUUUAACAUACAUAUAUGUGUGUUCAGAUGAGCUCAACAUGUCAAGACGAGAGAGAUUUGGCGUACCAUCCUGCGUUCCAGGUCAUGACUCUUCUGUGCCUGGGAUCGUGUUUGGCAUCCUACAUUUUCAUGGCAGUUUUCUUUAAGAAAUAUGCUUUCCGAGUUUUUUGGCACUUAAACAUCAAAGUAAGUUUAGGAAAUAGGAAAAUGAGUUUUUGGCUGAAAAUAUCAAUAAUCUGUUCCAGAUCCUGUUCUAUUUUAACAUGCUCAUUUCUUUCUUCUUAGCAACUUCAGUUAUUGUCAACUUUUCCGGAAUGUGGCACAGAAUUCUAACAGCAACUACAAAUUGUGAAGUCGUCGUGCAGCUGGAAGAAUGUCAAUUGAUCAGAUGGGUGUUUCUGUAAGUUUGAAGCCACCUCAAAACGUGUUCAUAUGAUAUUUCAGAGUUUCAUUCUGUCUGAUCACCCUGAAUCACACGGCAAUUGUGAUCGAGAGACUUUGGGCGACAGUCCGACUCUCCAAAUACGAAAAGUCCAGCGGUGCUUUGGGCAUACUGUUAGUUGCAAUCAUUGUAAGUAGUUUUUCAUUUGCAAAACAUCAGCAUUACCUCACUAUUUUCAGACAGCCUUGUCAUUGCUUAUUGUGCAUCUCAUAAUGAUCCCCGAGGACAGCACAGAGUACGUCCCAACAUGUCUGUCCCUUUCGGCAUCUAAAAUCGGAGAGAAUAUCUACUAUCUGUUCACGUUUCAAUGUUUCACGGAGGUCCUCGUGCUCUCGGCUCACAAAACGUUGCUUUGGUUCAACAGAAAACGGUUUUCAACACCUCCUCUUUCAGUUUGA
Caenorhabditis sp. 36 PRJEB53466 is the source of this 9210-nucleotide messenger RNA. Lineage: Eukaryota; Metazoa; Nematoda; Chromadorea; Rhabditida; Rhabditidae. The record is from the annotation of a GenBank genome assembly.